This is a messenger RNA of Cercocebus atys (sooty mangabey), 3540 nucleotides long. It is a transcript of the gene ADAM33, whose product is annotated as ADAM metallopeptidase domain 33. The record is from RefSeq and is a predicted model, not a curated record. Lineage: Eukaryota; Metazoa; Chordata; Mammalia; Primates; Cercopithecidae. Gene Ontology annotation, molecular function: metalloendopeptidase activity. Gene Ontology annotation, biological process: proteolysis.
GGCGGGAAGGUCCGAAGGCGGCGGCCUGGGGCUGCAUGGGACGUGGGUCGGCCGCAAUCCAGCCCGGGCGGAGCCGGAGCUGCGAGCCACAGCCUAGAGGCCGAGGAGCUCACAGCUAUGGGCUGGAGACCCGGGAGAGCUCAGGGGUCCCCAUUCCUGCUGCCGCUACUGCUCCUGCUGCUCUGGCCAGUGCCUGGCGCCGGGGUGCUUCAAGGACAUAUCCCUGGGCAGCCAGUCACCCCCUACUGGGUCCUGGAUGGACGACCCUGGCGCGCCGUCAGCCUGGAGGAGCCGGUCUUGAAGCCAGACAUGGGGCUGGUGGCCCUGGAGGCUGAAGGCCAGGAGCUCCUGCUUGAGCUGGAGAAGAACCACAGGCUGCUGGCCCCAGGAUACAUAGAAACCCACUACGGCCCAGAUGGGCGGCCAGUGGUACUGGCCCCCAACCACAAGGAUCAUUGCCACUACCAAGGGCGAGUAAGGGGCUUCCCCAACUCCUGGGUAGUCCUCUGCACCUGCUCUGGGAUGAGUGGCCUGAUCACCCUCAGCAGCAAUGCCAGCUAUUAUCUGCGUCCCUGGCCGCCCCGGGGCUCCAAGGACUUCUCAACCCACAAGAUCUUCCGGAUGGAGCAGCUGUUCACCUGGAAAGGAGCCUGUGGCCACAGAGAUCCUGGGGACAAAGCGGGCAUGGCCAGCCUUCCUGGGGCUCCCCAGAGCAGGGACAGGCGAGAAGCGCGCAGGACCCAGAGGUACCUGGAACUGUACAUUGUGGCAGACCACACCCUGUUCUUGACCCAGCAGCGAAACUUGAACCACACCAAACAGCGUCUCCUGGAAGUCGCCAACUACGUGGACCAGCUUCUCAGGACUCUGGACAUUCAGGUGGUGCUGACCGGUCUGGAAGUGUGGACCGAGCGGGACCGCAGCCGCGUCACGCAGGACGCCAACGCCACGCUCUGGGCCUUUCUGCAGUGGCGCCGGAGGCUGUGGGCGCAGCGGCCCCACGACUCCGCGCAGCUGCUCACGGGCCGCGCCUUCCAGGGCGCCACAGUGGGCCUGGCGCCCGUCGAGGGCAUGUGCCGCGCCGAGAGCUCGGGAGGCGUGAGCACGGACCAUUCGGAGCUCCCCAUUGGCGCCGCAGCCACCAUGGCCCAUGAGAUUGGCCACAGCCUCGGCCUCAGCCACGACCCCGACGGCUGCUGCGUGGAGGCUGCGGCCGAGUCCGGAGGGUGCGUCAUGGCUGCGGCCACCGGGCACCCGUUCCCGCGCGUGUUCAGCGCCUGCAGCCGCCGCCAGCUGCGUGCCUUCUUCCGCAAGGGGGGCGGCGCGUGCCUCUCCAAUGCCCCGGCCUCCGGACUCCCCGUGCUGCCGGCGCGCUGCGGGAACGGCUUUGUGGAGGCGGGCGAGGAGUGUGACUGCGGCUCUGGCCAGGAGUGCCGCGACCUCUGCUGCUUUGCUCACAACUGCUCGCUGCGCCCGGGGGCCCAGUGCGCCCACGGGGACUGCUGCGCGCACUGCCUGCUGAAGCCGGCUGGAGCGCUGUGCCGCCAGGCCAUGGGCGACUGUGACCUCCCUGAGUUCUGCACGGGCAUCUCCUCCCACUGUCCCCCAGACGUUUAUCUACUGGACGGCUCACCCUGUGCCAGGGGCAGUGGCUACUGCUGGAAUGGCGCAUGUCCCACGCUGGAGCAGCAGUGCCAGCAGCUCUGGGGGCCUGGCUCCCAUCCAGCCCCCGAGGCCUGUUUCCAGGUGGUGAACUCUGCGGGAGAUGCCCACGGGAACUGCGGCCAGGACAGCAAGGGCCACUUCCUGCCCUGUGCAGGGAGGGAUGUCCUGUGUGGGAAGCUACAGUGCCAGGGCGGAAAGCCCAGCCUGCUCACACCGCACAUGGUGCCAGUGGACUCCACUGUUCACCUAGAUGGCCAUGAAGUGACCUGUCGGGGAGUGUUGGCACUCCCUGGUGCCCAGCUGGACCUGCUUGGCCUGGGCAUGGUAGAACCAGGCACCCAGUGUGGGCCUAGAAUGGUGUGCCAGAGUAGGCGCUGCGAGAACACCGCCUUCCAGGAGCUGCAUCGCUGCCUGACUGCCUGCCACAGCCAUGGGGUUUGCAAUAGCAACCAUAACUGCCACUGUGCUCCAGGCUGGGCUCCACCCUUCUGUGACAACCCAGGCUUUGGUGGCAGCACGGACAGUGGCCCUGUGCAGCCUGAAAACCGUGACACCUUCUUGCUGGCCAUGCUCCUCAGCGUCCUGCUGCCUCUGCUCCCAGGGGCUGGCCUGGCCUGGUGUUGCUACCGACUCCCAGGAGCCCAUUGGCAGCGAUGCAGCUGGGGCUGCAGGAGGGACCCUGCGUGCAGUGGGCCCAAAGAUGGCCCACACAGGGACCACCCCCUGGGCGGCGUUCACCCCAUGGAGUUGGGCCCCACAGCCACUGGACAGCCCUGGGCCCUGGGCCCCGAGAACUCUCAUGAGCCCAGCAGCCACCCUGAGAAGCCUGUGCCCGCAGUCCCGCCUGACCCCCAAGAUCAAGUCCAGAUGCCAAGAUCCUGCCUCUGGUGAGAGGUAGCUCCUGAAAUGAACAGAUUUAAAGACAGGUGGCCACUGACAGCCACUCCAGGAACUUGAACUCCAGGGGCAGAGCUAGUGAAUCACUGGACCUCCAGCACCUUCAGGCAGCUUGGAAGUUUCUUCCCCGAGUGGAGCUUCAACCCACCCACUCCAGGAACCCAGAGCCACAUUAGAAGCUCCUGAGGGCAAGGGGACACUGCUGGGCACACUCUCCAGCUCAAUAAUCCAUCAGUCCCAGAAGCAAAGGUCACACAGCCCCUGACCUCCCUCACCGGUGGAGGCUGGGUAGUGCUGGCCACCUGAAAAGGGCUCUGUCCUGGGAGCCUGGUGCGUCUCCUACAUGCAAUUUCCACAGACCCAGCUCUGUGGAGGGCAUGACUGCUGGCCAGAAGCUAGAGGUCCUGGGGCCCUAUCGUUUGACUGAGUUCCCACUGCCCUGGAGCCUGGCCCCUGCAAACAAGCAUAAUUUUGGAGAACCUUCCUUCCUGUUUCUUCCCACCUUGUCUUGUCCCCUAGGUGGUUCCUCAGCCUCCACCCACAAUCCCAGUGCUGCACCUGAAGUUCUGGAGCUCAGAGUCUGACAGCCUCUUCCCCAUUCUGUGUAUGGGAGAGGACAGAGGGAACCAUUUAAGAAAAGAUACCAAAGUAGAAGUCAGAAGAAAGACACGUUGGCUAAGCGUGGUGGCUCAUGCCUAUAAUCCCAGAACUUUGGGAGGCCGGGGUAGGAGGAUCACUAGAGACCAGGAGGUCCACACCAGCUGAGACAACAUAGCAAGACUCUGUAUCUACAAAAAAAAUUUAACAUUAACUGGGCAUGGUGGUGUGUACCUGUAGGCCUCGCUGCUCAGGAGGCUGAAGCAGGAGGAUCACUUGAGCCUGAGUUCAACACUGCAGUGAGCUAUGAUGACACCACUGCACUCCAGCCUGGGUGACAGAGCAAGACCCUGUCUCUAAAAUAAAUUUUAAAAAGAUAUA